This is a messenger RNA of Coregonus sp. 'balchen', 11600 nucleotides long. Lineage: Eukaryota; Metazoa; Chordata; Actinopteri; Salmoniformes; Salmonidae. The record is from the annotation of a GenBank genome assembly.
AUGAGGCCUAAGACGUUCCCCGCUGCUCCGUACGUGGGCAACACGCGCCAGCGCCUCCAGGAGAUCAAGGAGGGGCUGAAGCAGCCAGCCAAGCUGGUGAGCCAGGCCCUCCAUGGGGGCAGCUCCCGGGGUGAGGUGGGCCGCGGGACCGAAAGCAAGGGCAAAGACCCCGGCAGUCGCCAGCAGCAGCUCCGGCCCCCUCAGAAGUUCAACAACUACCAGAACGCUCUGAGAGAGAUCCGCAAGUCCCUCAUGCCCUUUGCCAAUGAGUCUGGCCCCUCCUCUGGCUCCGCCCACCCUGCUGGAGACGUCAACCGACAGAUGCUGCAGGAGUUGGUCAACGCUGGCUGUGACCAGGUGAGGACUGGAGAGUGUGUGUGUGUGUGGUUUCAAGUGGGAGAAACUGCUCUCAUCUGUAUCAAUGUCUCAACUUAAAUGCUGGUUCUAUAAUCAUGUACUGUAAGUGCCUAACAUAACUCAUUAAUGUGGAUGUAGAAAGCGCCAUUCAAUGUCAUAAUAUCCAGAAAUACAAUACAACCUUUCUCUGCCAAGAGUACAGUACAAUGGUUACAUAAUGUGGAAUGCAGAAAUGUUAAAAUAUCAGUCGGUUUCUUCAUCCUCUUUCGGAACAAGAGUGAACAUCUUCUCCACCCCAGAGCGAGAUGGGGAGAGGCGAUGGAAGAAGAAGAGAGAGAAUGUUUCCUGCGAAAACAUUGUCAGCUCACACAUGCUCACCUUUCGCCUAAAGAAAUAAACCCUUUACUGUAUUUGAUAUGGAAAGCUUUAUUACAGGGAUACGUUUUAUCAGAGUAUUUCUGAAUAAUAUGGAUCAGACUGUUCAGCAGAGUUCAGUCUCUUUUUAAACACCCAUAACUGGCCUAAGAUCAGGUCAUUUUAAAGGUCUCAGUGUGUUCAAAGCUCUUGGACUGACCAGAGACCAGUUACUAUAAUCAGACUCAGUACCGUGCCACUGUGGUUGAAGGCUUCAGGACAGGCCUGAGGACAGGCCCUGUGAUGGCGGCACUCGGCAUUUAAAGAAUGCUUAACUCAAGUCUUUGCACAACACUACUGACAAACCCCUCAGACCUCAACACAGUAGAGAUAGUGGGGCGAGAGGGAGAGAAGGAAGACACAAGCCAGAUAGAUACAACUCUUUUCCUGCCUACUGACUUUGAUCUCUGUCGUCUGGCUUUUACCAUCACAAUGAUGGGUUAUAAGUAAUGGUGUCUCAAUGAGCGAUGCGGCAGUCACUGUGUCUGUCCUAGGGCUGCCUCCUUAAGUUAACCUAGCCGGACCGAGGUAUGCUUCCUGUAAGACUUUAACAACAACAUUAUGACAAUUUAGCAACUUAAUCAGUCCUCAGCCCUUUACAUAAGUGCUUUAGGUUUCCUGGACCAGCCGCCAGGCGUGUCGUAUGAUAGAUGGUCCUGGUAUUUUUAGGCGACUGUGACCGAGGGGCCACUGAACGGACCAUUGAGUGUGGGCCUGGGCCCUUAUUUUCCUACACAUUCCACAGCCGUAAUGGCCGCCGUAGUGAGUGGCCCCUCUAGUCUCAACUCCCCUCCAUCCCCAAAAGCCCUGUGGCCUUAGUCUUAUCAGCAGCCUCUCCUCUCCUCCUCCAGCCACAAAUUACACAGCGCUGCGGCAAGUUACAUAAUCACUGUAAAAGAGGAAAUGUUUUGGUGGAGGAGCGAGGAGGGGCGGCUGGGAGGGACGGAGGGUGGAGUGUGGAGGAGCUCUUUUCCUUUCCUCCACCUUCGCUCCACUAUUACUGUACGAGGGUCCGGCCGGGCGGAGUGGAGACAGGAAUCUUAUGCACACUUAGCAUAUUUAAACCUCUGACAUAUGAAAUGAUGUGAUCACCGCCUUUAUGUAAUGAUUAGGUUAACAGGAUGUGACAGAAGCCUUGUGUGUGUGCGUGAGUGCUCCGCUAUCUUCCCCUUCUAUUAAUUGCACGAUCUGUUGUUCCACAGACCUAUUGAUGUCCCCCUCUCUCCGCCUGUCCAUCCAGACUCAGCUCCAUAAAGGUCUUCCAUAUGGCUUUCAUUUCCAGGGUCCCAUAGUGGAAUGUCUUGCAGAAUUAGGUCAAAGUGAAAGCUAAUAUAAAACAAACAGCCUUCCUCUCAGAACUUAGAACAGUGGCGCAGAAACUGUCAUUACAUCCAGGAGUGUGUAUUUUGUAGUUCACUUGAGUGAGAGUUGGGUGUGUAUGAUUAUAUUUACUAACUCCCAGCCUCCUAAGGAGAGUGAGAGUGUGUGUGUGUAUGUUUGUGUGUGUGUGUGUGCUAUCAGUGUUUGUGUGAUUAUGCGUUUGGGAUAACUCCUUGGCUUGUGGCUGUAACCAUUAUGACAAGGGUGCAAAUGUGGUAGAGGUUAUUUUAGGCUGGAAGCCACAUGAGUCUAGUAGACAGAGAGAGAAGGAGAGUGUAUGCCAGAGAGACAGAGACAGAGGAAGAGAGAGAAAUGAGAGGAAAAGACACCCAAAAAUACUUUACUUCCUGGCCUGUGGAAGUGAGUGUUUAUAUUCGGUUUCCUGUGUGUGUGUGUUAUGCGUGAGGGAAAGAGUGUAUUUUGGUUCAAACGUAUGGGCAGGCCCACUCUCAGAUGGACCCACACACACACACACACACACACACAUUGUGUAGAAUAUCUGUGGCUCCGGUGUUUCCUGGUUCUGAGAGCUGAAUGUGCUUACAGUCGCUAUGCAGCCCUGUUUUUAAACCAAUACGUUUCCUCCCUGCAAAUGGAUGCAUCCAGUCUGUCUCAGAACCUGUGGACACGCAAUGGUUGCAUUAGUCUCUUUAAACUAGUUUAAAGUCCACUUCAGUCCUUAAAAUGUAUUUAGCCCUAGUUAGGGUUGUUGCGGUGACCGUAUUACCGGCAGUCAUGAGUCGCUGGUCGCUGAUCGCCUGUACACAGGGCUCCAUUGUCCCUCUAACCACUCUGACAUCAAUGCCAAUGCAAUCGAAACACUAAUCAAACACGAAACAGUAUGUGCUUUUAAAACUCACCACUGUGAUGAAUCAAUUUGAAGAAAGAAGUGAGUGGAAACAUGGUUGUUGUUUCAAUGCCUAAUACAACGAAAUAGACAGCGCGUUGUAAGGUAAUGAUUAAUUCAAAACACCCAUAUGCAUAUUAGAACUAAUGCAUAUUCAAAGUGCUAUACAGUGCAUUCGGAAAUUAUUCAGACCCCUAGACAUUUCGUUACGUUACAGCCUUAUUCUAAAAUUGAUUAAAUCUAUUUUUUUCCUCAUCAAUCUACACACAAUACUAUAUAAUGACAAAACAAAAUUUUAGCAAAUUCAUUAAAAAUAAAAAACGGAAAUACCUUAUUUACAUAAAUAUUCAGACAUUUUGCUAUGAGACUCGAAAUUGAGCUCAUGUGCAUCCUGUUUCCAUUGAUCAUCCUUUGUUUCUACAACUUAAUUUGAGUCCACCUGUGGUAAAUUCAGUUGAUUGGACAUGGUUUGGAAAGGCACACACCUGUCUAUAUAAGGUCCGACAGUUGACAGCGCAUGUGAGAGCGAAAACCAAGCCAUGAGGUUGAAGGAAUUGUCCUUAGAGCUCAGAGACAGGAUUGUGUCGAGGCACAGAUCUGGGGAAGGGUACCAAAACAUUUCUGCAGCAUUGAAGGUCCCCAAGAACACAGUGGCCUCCAUCAUUCUUAAAUGGAAGAAGUUUGGAACCACCAAGACUCUUCCUAGAGCUGGCCGCUCGGCCAAACUGAGCAAUCGGGGGAGAAGGGCCUUGGUCAGGGAGGUGACCAAGAACCCGAUGGUCACUCUGACAGAGCUCUAAAGUUCCUCUGUGGAGAUGGGAGAACCUUCCAGAAGGACAACCAUCUCUGUAGCAUUCCACCAAUCAGGCCUUUAUGGUAGAGUGGCCAGACGGAAGCCACUCCUCAGUAAAAGGCACAACCCGCUUGGAGUUUGCCAAAAGGCACCUAAAGAGAAACAAGAUUCUCUGGUCUGAUGAAACCAAGAUUGAACUCUUUUGCCUGAAUGCCAAGUGUCACGUCUGGAGGAAACCUGGCACCCUCCCUAUAGUGAAGCAUGGUGGUGGCAGCAUCACGCUGUGGGGAUGUUUUUCAGCGGCAGGGACUGGGAGACUAGUCAGGAUCAGGGGAAAGAUGAACGCUGCAAAGUACAGAGAGAUCCUUGAUGAAAACCUGCUCCAGAGCGCUCAGGACCUCAGACUGGGGCGAACGUACACCUUCCAACAGGACAACGACCCUAAGCACACAGCCAAGACAACGCAGGAGUGGCUUCUGGACAAGUCUCUGAAUGCCCUUGAGUGGCCCAGCCAGAGCCCGGACUUGAACCCGAUCUAACAUCUCUGGAGAGACCUGAAAGUAGCUGUGCAGCGACGCUCGCCAUCCAACCUGACAGAGCUUGAGAGGAUCUGCAGAGAAGAAUGGGAGAAACUCCCCAAAUACAGGUGUGCCAAGCUUGUAGCGUCAUACCCAAGAAGACACAAGGCUGUAAUCGCUGCCAAAGGUGCUUCAACAAAGUACUGAGUAAAGGGUCUGAAUACUUAUGUAAAUGUGAUAUUUCUGUUUUUUAUUUUUAAUACAUUUGCUAACAUUUCUUAACCUGUUUUUGCUUUGUCACCAAUUUAAUCCAUUUUAGAAUAACGUAACAAAGUGUGGAAAAAGUCAAGGGGUCUGAAUAUUUUCCGAUGCACUGUAUGUGCAUGAGUUGUGUUACCUGGUGAGGUCUGUUUGAUGACCCGGACGAUGACCCUGCAUGAUGCAACUAUCCUAUAGUUGCAUCAUGCAGCACAUAUCUUUUGAUUUCUAAGACAUUUUAAGGUUUGUAUCAUUCACAACUAAAGUUGCCAAAUAAUUCUAAAUCUAGAGUAUAGGACCUGUUUUUAAAUGAUUUACUUUUAUGCUCAACAUAGCCACUUCAUAUGUGCACUCUCGCGCCGGAAUGGGAAAAAUAUCCUUUCUAUUUUAUUCCGCUAAGUUCAAUUAUAUUCUUCUUACUACAAAAUCAGAUAAUGUAAAAUAAUGGCACAUGACUUAUAAGCAUAUCUUGUCUGCUAAAUGAACAAGCCUACAGCCUAUGGCAUGGCACAUAGCCAGAUAACAUACAGUAGGCCAACAAAUAAUUAGUCCUUUCUUCAUAUAAUGUUUCUUUAGAUCUGCCAAAAAUUAAAUUGAUUUAUUGUGAUGGUGUAUAUUCAAUUGAUUUAUUAGUCUUUUUUUUUUAAAUGCAGAAAUUCCAAAGGCGUGCAUCAGCGGCUUGUAUGUAUGGAUGGCCUUGAGAUGCUAAACGUGUUUAUGUUAAUUACCGGUCAAUUACCCUGAGACCGGCAGUCUUUUGCAUGACAAUAACCGGCUAACAUAAUUUCAUGACUGCCACAACCCUAGCCCUAGUUUAUUUCCUGUAAAAUGUUAUAUUCUUACACAACAUCAUCAAGAUUAAUCUUGAUUCUAUGUUUUAAAUAACAACCUCCAGUGGCUAUUUCAGAUGAGCAGUAGUAUUUGGUUGGAGUUCUCUAACUGACCAUCGGAGGCGGUGUGGGGCUGAAUGCCUGUGUUGACUGAGGGCCAAACUGAGGUUUGGGUUGAAUGUCUUUUAGCGUGAGGUCAUAUGCCAUUAAGGGGUAUUUCCUCAUGUAGUUGUGGGUCGCCUAGUUAAAGAACGGUCGCAGGUUGUCUCGUGUUUGUUUUCACGUCUCACUCACUGAUGUUUAAUGGCUGUUGUUGUUUGUACUCUGCCUAUCAGCCAGUGUGAAAAUAGUAGGAUAACCUGCAUGAUCUUUAUAUAAAUACUAAAAUAUGUACUACAGUAUGGUGCUGAACUGUCACCAUAGAGGUACUUGCCAUAAAAAUAGCCUGCUAUUGGAAUGUUGAAAGAAUGUAAAAGGGCAGGUUCUAUGUUCUGUGUUGUUGUGUGUGAGGCUGGCUCAGGAAAUGGCUGGUGCAUGACCCCAGGAGAAGAGGAUGCAGGUGCAAGGCCUGCUGGGGGGCUGUUUAAAUCAUAAUGUCCUAAUGUGUGCUUGCGUGACUAUAGAAGAGGCUAUACACUAUCUGGUACUGAAAUAAUGCAAUCUGUUCCACAACAUGAGAUGGAUGAGCAUCAUCAGUCACAGUCUCUCAAUAAUAUAUCAAUGUCUAUUAAACACCGUUGUUUUGCCACCAGGAAAUGGCGGUGCGGGCUCUGAAGCAGACGGGCAGCAGAAACAUUGAGGCUGCUCUGGAGUACAUCAGUAAGAUGGGAUACCUGGACCCCCGCAAUGAACUCAUCGUCCGGGUCAUCAAACAGACCUCACCAGGUAACACAAUCAUGCACAUACAGUGCAUUCGGAAAGUAUUCAGACCCCUUGACUUUUUCCACAUUUUGUUACGUUACAGCCUGAUUCUAAAAUGGAUUAAAUUGGUGACAAAGCAAAAACAGGUUUUUAGAAAUGUUAGCAAAUGUAUUAAAAAAGAAAAACUGAAAUAUCACAUUUACUUAAGUAUUCAGUACUUUGUUGAAGCACCUUUGGCAGUGAUUACAGCCUCAAGUCUUCUUGGGUAUGACGCUACAAGCUUAGCACACCUGUAUUUGGGGAGUUUCUUCCAUUCUUCUCUGCAGAUCCUCUUAAGCUCUGUCAGGUUGGAUGGGGAGCGUCGCUGCACAGCUAUUUUCAGGUCUCUCCAGAGAUGUUCGAUCGGGUUCAAGUCCGGGCUCUGGCUGGGCCACUCAAGGACAUUCAGAGACUUGUCCCAAAGCCACUCCUGCGUUGUCUUUGCUAUGUGCUUAGGGUCGCUGUCCUGUUGGAAGGUGAACCUUCGCCCCAGCCUGAGGUCCUAAGCGCUCUGGAGCAGGUUUUCAUCAAGGAUCUCUCUGUACUUUGCUCCGUUCAUCUUUCCCUCAAUCCUGACUAGUCUCCCAGUCCCUGCCGCUGAAAAACAUCCCCACAGCAUGAUGAUGCUGCGACCACCAUGCUUCACCGUAGGGAUGUUGCCAGGUUUCCUCCACACGUGACACUUGGCAUUCAGGCCAAAGAGUUCAAUCUUGGUUUCAUCAGACCAGAGAAUCUUGUUUCUCAUGAUCUGAGAGUCCUUUAGGUGCCUUUUGGCAAGCUCCAAGCAGGCUUCCGUCUGGCCACUCUACCAUAAAGGCCUGAUUGGUAGUGCUGAAGAGAUGGUUGUCCUUCUGGAAGGUUCUUCCAUCUCCACAGAGGAACUCUCGAGCUCUGUCAGAGUGACCAUCGGGUUCUUGGUCACCUCCCUGAUUGCUCAGUUUUGGCCGGGCGGCCAGCUCUUGGUGGUUCCAAACUUCUUCCAUUUAAGAAUGAUGGAGGCCACUGUGUUCUUGGGGACUUUCAAUGCUGCAAAUGUUUUGUUACCCUUCCCCAGAUCUGUGCCUCGACACGAUCCUGUCUCUGAGCUCUACGGACAAUUCCUUCGACCUCAUGGCUUGGUUUUUUCUCUCACCUGCACUGUCAACUGUGGGACCUUAUGUAGACAGGUGUGUGCCUUUCCAAAUCAUGUCCAAUCAAUUGAAUUUACCACAGGUGGACUCAAAUCAAGUUGUAGAAACAUCUCAAGGAUGAUCAAUGGAAACAGGAUGCACCUGAGCUCAAUUUCGAGUCUCAUACAAAGGGUCUGAAUACUUAUGUAAAUAAAGGAUUUCUGUUUUCUAUUUCUAAUACAUUUGCAAAAAUGUCUAGAAACCUGUUUUUGCUUCGUCAUUAUGGGGUAUUGUGUGUAGAUUGAUGAGGAAAAUGUUUUAUUUAAUCAAUUUUAGAAUAAGGCUGUAACAUAACAAUGUGGAAAAAGUGAAGGGGUCUGAAUACUUUCCGAAUGCACUCUAUAUUCUAAAUAUAUGCACAGAAAGUUUGAAAUUCAAUAAGUAUAUGAACUCACUUACCACUAUGAUUUCUGUCCACAGGCAAAGGGGGUAUGCCAAACUCAAUGGACCACAGACCACCAUUAGAGGGAACAAGUGAGGGCGCCAUGCCUCCCUACCACCAGAUGGGGGCACCGAUGUAUGAUGGUGCUGGUUAUGGACCAGAGGGCGCCUACAUGGGUGCCCCCUACAUGGGUGCCCCCAUGGGACGCCCUCCCAGCAUGGGAGCCUACGCUCCAGCCAUGGCCGCCUACCCUCCAACCAAUCCAGGGAACCCCAUGUACACCCCAGGCACCCCGCAGAAGGCCUACCCAGGCAGCAUGGAGCAGGCCAUGAUGGGCUACAGCGUCCCCGGCCAGCCCCAGGCACCAGGAGGCCCCGUCCCCGGACCCCACUACGACUAUGGCCAUGUCCGGCCUCACAUGAUGGAGCCCUCAGGCUACGGCGUGCAGAGGAGUGCCUCCUUCCAGAACAAGAUGCCGCCGCUGGCACCUGACAACUACGUCAACAUACAGGGGAAAGGGGCCAUGGGACAGAACGGGGGAGGGUACCCCCCUAACAUGUACCUGCCUCCCCACCCCCAGCAGUCCAGCCCCACCUCACACCAGGUCCACAUGAUGUCCCGCUCACCCGGUGGGGUUGCCGCCGCCAUGGGGCCAGACUUCUCUGACCUCCCUCAGGGCCUGCUCACACCCUCUAGAGCCAGCCUUAACCUGGACCUGUACGAGCAGCACCAGCACCACUGGGCCGGUCCCCAGGGUUCUGAGGGGGCCCCUCCAGCUAGGCAGCCCCAGCCUCAGGGGCCCUUCCGGGGAGAGGUGCGGGUCCCCAGCAGGACCAACUCCUUCAACAACCGUUCAGCGCCCCCGAACAACAUCCGGCCCUCCCUGGUCGCUCCUGGCAAGCAGGACCCGUCCCUGGGACCACCCAACACCAUCACGGCGGUGACUUCGCCCCCCAUCCAGCAGCCGGUGAAGAGCAUCCGGGUGAUGAGGCCCGAGCCGAAGACUGCUGUGGGGCCAUGUCACCCUGGCUGGUUGGCUGCCCAGGCUGCUCAGGAAGCAUCUGAGCCCCUUGCCUACAUGCCUGAAGAGGCCUACGCUCUGGAGCCUGCCCAGGAGCCCCGCUGUCCACCACCUCCCUACCCCAAAACCCUGCUCAUGUCUGGGGCUGCUUCAGAGGCAGGGCCCCUGGAGGGACCAGGAGGAGCUAUGUGUGGAGCCCCAGACCUCAACACCCCUGCUAGACCACAUGGUGGUAGUGGAGGAGGAGGAGGAGGAAAGGAGAGCCAGGUGAAAGAGAAGACCAAGUCUGGGAAAGGAGAGAAGACAGUGAAAAACAAGAAGCAGAUCCAGACAUCGCCGGUGCCGGUGAGGAAGAACGGGCGUGAUCAGGAGAAGAGGGAGUCGCGCAUUAAAAGCUACUCGCCCUUCGCCUUCAAGUUCUACAUGGAGCAGCAUGUGGAGAAUGUGAUGAAGACUCACCAGCAGAAACUGAACCGCAGGCUGCAGCUAGAGCAGGAGAUGUCCAAGGUGAGACAGAGAGAGACCUAAAGGUUAUGAGGACCUGUGUUGUAGACAACCCCUAGAAUACCCUAAAUACCUAGAAUGGGAGUCAAUGAGUUCAUGGCUCUAUUUGUAACAGCUUGUCCAAAACAUUUAGAAAAACAGUUACCCGGGGUUCAGUCCUUUUGACAGAAUGUUAUGAAAUCAUACAAACAAAAAAAGUGUUUACUAGUGAAGUAAUACAUUACUUACUUUUGUAUCUUAUAUUCACAGUUGAUUGAGACAUUCGAAACAUCAAACACUUCAAGAAAUAUAUAAUAUAAUUGUAAUAAGGCAUGUAUACAGUAUGUUACUAAAGCAACCUAUCCCCUUUUUCUUUCUUGCCCUUCCCCCUUUCUCCAGGCUGGCCUAUCAGAGGCGGAGCAGGAGCAGAUGAGGAAGAUGCUUAACCAGAAGGAGUCCAACUAUAACCGGCUGCGCCGUGCCAAGAUGGACAAGGCCAUGUUUAUCAAGAUCAAGACGCUGGGCAUCGGGGCCUUCGGUGAGGUGUGCCUGACCCGCAAGGUGGACACGGGAGCCCUGUACGCCAUGAAGACGCUGCGCAAGAAGGACGUGCUCAACCGCAACCAGGUGGCCCACGUCAAGGUAAAGCUUAAACCAAGUGAUGAUGAUGAGAUGCUUCUGGUGAUGUUUCCAUGUUAUUGUGAUGCCAAAGGCACAUUCCAACAUUUGGUAUGGAAUGUACAAUAAAGUUUUUUCUUAUUAAUUCUAACCCUAAGGCUGAGCGUGACAUCCUGGCAGAGGCAGACAACGAGUGGGUAGUGCGUCUGUACUACUCGUUCCAGGACCGUGACAGCCUCUACUUCGUCAUGGACUACAUCCCCGGAGGAGACAUGAUGAGCCUGCUGAUCCGCAUGGGCGUCUUCCCCGAACCACUGGCAUGCUUCUACGUGGCUGAGCUGACCCUGGCCAUCGAGAGUGUCCACAAGAUGGGCUUCAUCCACCGUGACAUCAAGCCGGACAACAUCCUCAUCGACCUGGACGGACACAUCAAGUUGACCGACUUUGGCCUCUGCACCGGCUUCCGCUGGACGCACAACUCCAAGUACUAUCAGAAAGGUGAGCAGGGGACAAGACAAAGGACAAGUUCUUUCACUGCGUACAUGCUUUUGUAUAGACGGCUUCCCCUUGAUAUGUAACAUCUUCUCCUCUCUCCAGGCAGCCACAUCAGGCAGGACAGCAUGGAGCCCAGUGACUUCUGGGACGACGUGUCCAACUGUCGUUGUGGUGACCGGCUGCAGACCCUAGAGCAGCGGGCGACACGGCAACAUCAGCGCUGCCUGGCACACUCCCUGGUGGGCACGCCCAACUACAUCGCCCCUGAGGUGCUGCUACGCAAAGGUGAGGGAAAGACCGGGCAUAGUGCAGUAGUUGUAUGUUUGAUAUAUGAAAUAAAGAAGCCUAUUGUGAUCUUGUUAGUGAGCGGUUGUGGUCUUGUCCCUGCAGGGUACACCCAGCUUUGUGACUGGUGGAGUGUGGGUGUGAUCCUCUUUGAGAUGCUGGUGGGACAGCCACCCUUCCUGGCCCCAACACCCACCGAGACACAGAUAAAGGUUAGUAGUCAGUCGACUCACAGCUCAGUAAAACUACUGAAUGUGGAAAUACCAUAUCACUCAUCAAUUGCAGCUCUGAAACAUAUUGUAUCCAUCCCUUUCCUCUUCAGGUGAUAAACUGGGAGAGCACGCUGCAGGUGCCCCCGCAGAUCAAGCUCAGCCCCGAGGCUGUCGACAUCAUCGGCCGUCUCUGCUGCUCCCCAGAGGAACGUCUUGGGAGCAACGGCGCUGGCGAGAUCAAAACUCAUCCCUUCUUCGACCAGAUGGAUUUCUCCAGCAACCUGCGCACCCAGCCCGCCCCCUACCGGCCCAAGAUUGCCCACCCCAUGGACACUUCCAACUUCGACCCGGUGGAGGAGGAAGGGAGUCCCGGGGCAUGGAGUGACAGCGGGGACAGCACCCGGGCCUGGGAGACCCUCUGCACCCCACACGGGAAACACCCGGAGCACGCCUUCUACGAGUUCACCUUCCGCAGGUUCUUUGACGACAACGGCUGCCCCUUCCGCUACCCCAAGCCCCCUGAGACCAGCCACAGUCAGGGGCCUCCCAGCAGCAGCGGAGCCAGCAGCAUGGGCCCUGAGGAGGAAGAGGAGGAGGAGGAAGAGCAGGGGGAGGGUUGUGAGCCUGUGUAUGUGUAG